This is a messenger RNA of Gigantopelta aegis, 1480 nucleotides long. RefSeq names its product lysosomal amino acid transporter 1 homolog. The transcript has 8 exons. The coding region runs from base 117 to 1094 and encodes 325 amino acids. Lineage: Eukaryota; Metazoa; Mollusca; Gastropoda; Neomphalida; Peltospiridae. The record is from RefSeq and is a predicted model, not a curated record.
GGAUGAUGCCAGAUUGUUUACAACGAUAUCAAUAUGGCUACAUUACCGUACCUGCAGGAGAUGGCUUCGGCAAUAUCCGGAAAUGCGCAGGUCCACUUCUGAGGCUCUAGCAGAGUAUGCCAGGUUCCAAUCUGAUUUGGUAUGAGCAUGAUAGUGUUUUUAUUGAUGGUAAAAAUGCCACUAACUGCAGUGAUGGAAUACAGUGGAUAUGGAAGGUGAUGCAGGACUGUGUUUACAAUACCCACGGGGAAGUCUCGACCAUACUGGGCUUAUUGUCUAUCGUUACCUGGAUGUGUGUUGGUAUACCUCAGAUGAUUCAGAAUUGUCGUAACCUCAAGGGAAUGGUGGGGAUCUCCUUCUGGCUGAUGAUGCAGUGGUUUCUGGGCGAUGCAACCAAUCUGAUUGGCUCAGUUCUCAGCGGUCAACUCAGAGUGCAGAUUUAUACUGCUGUCUGGUUCAUUUUAGCAGAUAUUAUACUGCUAAUGCAAUACACAGCAUAUCAGUGUCAAAAGCGAAAGAAUGCUAACGUUACUCCUGAUCUUCCUAACAGAGCCGUCCUCUGCUUGUCGGGCUUGUUUCUAGUCAGUGGUUUGGGUUAUCACCUUGAUUUCCUCUCUCCAUGGUUCAGACGUCCAGGUACCAGUCUUCCCAUGAUGCAUCACCCUGCAGGCAGGAGGCUGAUGGCUACUAACGUGCAGAUGCAUAUCUUUUUGAAUAACGUAGACAUCACCGGUUAUACUGUGGGGGUCGUCUCUUCGAUGUUUUACUUCGGCUCCCGGCUAGCUCAAAUAUAUAGAAAUUACAAAUUCAAGUCUACGGAAGGCUUGUCUAAGAUCAUGUUCUGGUUAGCAGUUCUAGGAAACAUCCUGUAUGGUUCAGCAAUCAUCGUCCAAUCCCUCAAUGGAAUAUUUAUCAUCAGGCAUUUACCAUGGAUUGCUGGAAGCCUUGGGGUUGUCUUCUUAGAUAUUACACUUUUGUUUCAGUUUCGAUACUAUGAACAAAGAAAUUUCGACUCCUUGGCAAGAGUUCCUCUACUGAGAGAUCAAGAAAUAAUAAUCUACGAUCCUGAUGUUUCUUACUCCGUGAACGCAUGACCUGUGUCUUAUAAUCCUCAUUUUUUACAUUCCACAGACAUUGAUAUUUAAACCUGCAAUCUCAACUAUUUUUAACAAUGCUAAAUACAAGCACAACUUAUGUCAGUUUUCUCCAUAAUUGAGACCAGCAAUGCACUUAAAGGAUAUAGAAAAAUGAUGUCAUAAUGAAAAUAAUGAGAUUGAUCUAUUUUAAAAGGUUAAAUAUUGGAAACCAGAAAAUGUUAGUGAGCAUAAGCUAUUAGAGAAUUUAGUGAAGCCAAACAAAACACUAUUAUUUCAUGAUGCUAAAUUUAAAGGCAUACUGUCAUAGAUUUAAGGACCAUAUUUCUCUAAAAAUUAAUAAUAAAUAAAAAUUACAUUAAUUGUUCGAAACCAAAUCUAGCUAU